AUGGAGCCACGUGUAACAGGAGGAGAGAUGGUUUUGGCUGAGAACACUAGAAUGCAAGUAAAAAUUUAUGAAUUGGAACAACAGAUUCGUGCUUUAAAUGCUAACAGAGAUGAAUUGGUUCAAGAAAAUACACGUUUAAGAAAUAGAAAUCAAGAACUUGAAACUGAUAAUAAUCAGAUUUGUGCAACAAAUGAGAAUCUGACGCGAUUGAAUGACACGUUAAAAAUUGUUUUGAGAGAUGCUGAAGAUGAAAGAGACCAUUAUCAUGCGGCAAAUAUCAAGGAAGCAAUCGUUCAGAUUAAAAAGUGGCAA
Molecule: messenger RNA, 312 nt
Organism: Racocetra persica
Lineage: Eukaryota; Fungi; Glomeromycota; Glomeromycetes; Diversisporales; Gigasporaceae
Source: the annotation of a GenBank genome assembly